CGCCGUCCUUAACUUUCCACCACGGCGAUCAAUCCCACCCUCGUGAAUCCAAAGCUUUGCCUACAGACCAUUCUUUAUUUUUUUGUCGCAGGAGUUGCAGGGCAUGGUGCACUUUGCAGCUGACGUUCCACUUUUGCUCUCAGGAACGCUUCCUGGGUCUGUUUUUUCAGCCGCUGCAGUGCUCCGUGGAGUUUUAUCCGGUAGUUAUUCUGAAUUGCAGAGAGUGAGGGUUGUCACAAGGCAUUGUUGUGUGUGUGAGAGAGAGUAGGGAUGGCUGCGUUCGUGGGAGCGCCGUCGUUGUGCACGGCGAGAUUGGUUGUAGAGAAAGAUGUGAGCGCGGCGUCUUCUUCAUUGGUUGGGGAAAGAGUGCGUGUGGGGAUCAGCGCCGUGCGCUUUUGCACAAGGAAGGGACUGCAAAUUGUGGGGCGGGCCAUGCAGUGGGACGGUGUGAAUCAGAGGGAACCACCAUGUGAUUCCCCGAGGAUUUUUUUUGGGUCCAACGGCGGCAUAAGUAGCGGGACAAGGGUUUUACGGUUGCGCAGAGCAGUUUCUGUGCAGGCAAGUCCGAAGUUCAAACAAAAUGAGGAUUUGCCACCUUCCAACGUGCCGAAAAAUAAGAAGAAACCCUUUGUAAGACCCGUCCAGCAUGGGAGCCAUGCGAAGAGAAUGAGAAGGAGAGAGAUGAGAUUAUUACCUCCCAAACCCCUGAAGGCUCCUGCAAAUGGGUUGCUUGUUAAAAGGCUUAUGCCUGUGGCACAUAUGGUGUAUAAAGCAUAUCAAGUCGUCUUGGAUGGUGUUUCACGACUUUUGAAACAUAUACCUGUCAGAGCCUGCAGGUGGUGCACGGAAGUUUACGUAGGUAAAGAAGGGCACACAAUAAAGACAUGUCGAGGGAAGCACUGUACUGGACGCUCUGGAGAGCAUUUAUGGGUGGCUGGACUCCUUGAAGAUAUUGUAGUGCCAUUGGAGGCUUUUCAUCUUGUAGAUCGCUUACAGAAGCCCAUAAGACACGAGGACAGGUUCAACCACGAUAGAAUCCCGGCUAUUGUAGAAUUAUGUAUUCAGGCAGGUGUGGAUCUUCCGGAAUUUCCAACAGUGAGGAGGACUGUACCUAUUGAUCGACCAGGUUGGGAUAAGGUUGACAGCGGUGAAGAGCCUACUACAUUUAGUGGACUUGAUGGAAUGAGUAGAAGGAGGAAUACAAUAGAGGAGAUCAUUGAUACGGAUGAUGAAAAAGCUGAAACAUCUGUGUCUGGCGGUGAAGAACAAUCCAUGGUAAAUGAGGGAUUGUUGGAUGAAACAGCAGAGGUGGUUGGCACAGAAGACUCUGAUGAUCGUGAAAGGAGCUCUGAGUCAAAGUUUGAUGUCCAGGCUAUUAACGAUGAUGACGACUUAAAGACGAUUGCGGAAAAAACGAUGCGUGCUUGGACUAAGAUGCGUGCAGGAGCUAACCAGCUAAUACAGACUUACCCAGUAAGAGCCUGUGGUUAUUGCCCUGAAGUUCACAUUGGUCGCAGAGGUCAUAAAUUGCAAUUAUGUGGCGCGUUCAAGCAUCAGUGGCGCAACGGACAGCAUGGGUGGCAAGAUGCUGCUUUGGAUGAUUUGAUUCCUCCCAGAUAUGUUUGGCAUGUGCGAGAUGUAAACGGGCCGCCGUUGAACAACUCUCUUUCGAAAUACUAUGGUAAAGCCCCUGCUAUUGUGGAGUUAUGCGUUCAAGCAGGUGCUGCGAUUCCCAUGAAGUAUAAGCCGCUCAUGCGGCUUGAUGUAAUUAUACCAGAUUUAGAUGAGCUUGAAAUGGUUGCCUAGUUUGAAAUACCUUCCAUCUUAGUGAUGUGUCGUAUUUCCUAGCAAACUAGCGGCUUUCAACCAAGUUGAUUAAAUUACUACCAUUUUUUUAGAAUGGGCAGCCUUUUUGGACUUGUUGAAGUUCCUACCAUGGAAGAUACAACACUGAAAGGUUGAAUGGAGCAGCAUGUGCAAUUUUAUUUUUUAUAAAAACUUGUUACCUCA
Physcomitrium patens is the source of this 2010-nucleotide messenger RNA. Its product is annotated as APO protein 2, chloroplastic. NCBI's taxonomy places the organism in Eukaryota, Viridiplantae, Streptophyta, Bryopsida, Funariales, Funariaceae. The record is from RefSeq and is a predicted model, not a curated record. Gene Ontology annotation, molecular function: RNA binding.